UAUAUCUUUUUUCCUCAGAAGGGAAAAACAGUGGAGGCUUAAUUCCAAAUAAAAUCAUCUUAUGCUAAAGUAAUAGCUUACUACAUUUCCUCCAAAUAUCAAAGACAAUGCAUAAGAAUGUAACUUGAAUAAGGGUCAUGAACUGGUUGGCCACAAUUAGCGAGUGGUUUUAUGAAUUACAAUGAAUGCAGCUAUGCUUUAAUAAUGACAGUAUCAAAGAGGAAAUAACCUCUCUGGCAGGCGUACAGCUGCUUACAAGUGCCAGUGCUGGAGGCUCAGAGUAAGUCAAUGGGAGGAGGAUGUCAGAAGGAGCCCAACUGAACAGACACAAGGACGGCAUGCUUAGGAAACUCACAUGCAGAUAAGAGAAAAAAAGGAUGAGAAACUAACAUCUUCAUUCUUCCACAUCUAUUGAUACUUUUCAUUGAAUCUUCUGAAAUCUAAGCUUCUAGAAAAAAGACUAAAAAUGUGGAUGUCUUACCAGCAAACAUGGACGGAUGUAUACACAUUCCCACCUUGCAGAAUCUGAAUCUUUAAAAAGGAAUAUAAGUCAGCCUUGGCUUUGAAUGUCUGGCAUGGGUACAACGCCUUGAAAAAGCAGAUGACAAGUUUAGCUACUGACCAUGCUGACCACUGUCUGGAACUGGACUGAAUCACAGAACAGCGAAUGGUUUGCUCUUAUAGAAUGUCGGAACAAAGUACAACUCCUGAGCACAUUUUACAGAAUAUAUGUGAUCAUUUGAUCUUGUCUAACCAUUCUGGAUUAAAGACAGAAUCAGUAGCAAAGGAGAUGAAGCUGGUUGCUGAGGAACAGGGGACUAAAGUGCACUGGGCAGCUCUGCUGAUAUUCAUGGUGAUAAUACCCACUAUCGGGGGGAACAUCCUUGUUAUUCUGGCUGUGUCACUGGAGAAAAGGCUGCAGUACGCUACCAACUACUUUCUAAUGUCCUUGGCGGUGGCUGAUUUGCUGGUUGGAUUGUUUGUGAUGCCGAUUGCCCUCUUGACAAUCAUGUUUGAGGCUACAUGGCCCCUUCCGUUGGCCCUGUGUCCCGCCUGGUUAUUCCUUGAUGUUCUCUUUUCAACUGCCUCCAUCAUGCAUCUCUGUGCUAUUUCGGUGGAUCGCUACAUAGCCAUCAAAAAGCCAAUACAGGCCAAUCAGUGCAACUCCCGGGCUACUACAUUCAUCAAGAUUACAGUGGUAUGGUUAAUUUCAAUAGGCAUUGCCAUCCCAGUCCCUAUUAAAGGGAUAGAGAAUGAUGUGAUCAACUCAGACAAUAUCACCUGCGCGCUGAAGAAGGAACGCUUUGGUAGCUUCAUGCUCUUUGGUUCGCUGGCUGCGUUCUUUGCACCUCUUGCGAUCAUGAUAGUCACCUACUUUCUUACUAUUCACGCAUUACGAAAAAAAGCUUACUUGGUCAAAACCAAGCCACCUCAGCGCCUAACUUGGUGGACUGUGUCCACUGUUUUCCAAAGAGAAGAAUCAUCCUUUUCCUCACCCGAAAAGGUUGCAAUGCUGGAUGGUUCUCACAAGGAUAAAACUCUACCUAACUCAAGUGAUGAAACUCUUAUGCGAAGAAUGUCUUCAGUUGGAAAAAAAUCAGCACAGACGAUUUCUAAUGAACAGAGAGCCUCAAAGGUUCUUGGAAUUGUAUUUUUCCUCUUUCUACUUAUGUGGUGUCCCUUUUUUAUUACAAAUAUAACUUUAGCUUUGUGUGAUUCCUGCAACCAGGCUACUCUCAAAACGCUUCUGGAAAUAUUUGUGUGGAUAGGUUACAUUUCCUCAGGGGUGAACCCUUUGGUCUACACCCUCUUCAAUAAGACAUUUCGGGAAGCAUUCUGCAGAUACAUCACUUGCAAUUACCGGGCCAUAAAGUCAGUAAAAGUCCUUAGAAAAUGUUCCAGUACAAUCUACUUUGGGAAUUCAAUGGUAGAAAACUCUGGAUUUUUCAAAAAACAUGGAAUUCGAAAUGGGAUCAAUCCUGCCAAGUACCAGAGCCCAAUGAGGCUCCGAAGUUCAACCAUUCAGUCUUCAUCAAUCAUUCUCCUAGAUACACUUCUCCUCACUGAAAAUGAUGGUGAUAAAACUGAAGAGCAAGUCAGCUAUGUGUAGCAGAAUGGGCAGUCCUCAUCUAGCUCAAGUAAGGGGAUGAGCACGAUGCUAGUGCACCAAGACAAAUGUACAGAAUAAAAAAUUAUCUCCUGAAAGCAGGAGUUUAUAUUCAGGUAGUCCAAUUUCCUUAUCUAAACAAGUCAAAACAUGAAUAAAGUAGUUUUGUAUGGCUACAAACAAAAGCAAUUCCUACUCUGGUUUUCAAAUGAAAUAAAAUUAUAUAAAUCAACAAAUUUUAGUCUUUAAAAAAAUCAAUGUCAUAAAUUAAGUUCCUAAUUGUAUGUAAA
Myodes glareolus (Bank vole) is the source of this 2397-nucleotide messenger RNA. NCBI's taxonomy places the organism in Eukaryota, Metazoa, Chordata, Mammalia, Rodentia, Cricetidae. The record is from RefSeq and is a predicted model, not a curated record.